This is a messenger RNA of Gekko japonicus, 4059 nucleotides long. It is a transcript of the gene GAS2L1, whose product is annotated as growth arrest specific 2 like 1. The record is from RefSeq and is a predicted model, not a curated record. The transcript has 6 exons. NCBI's taxonomy places the organism in Eukaryota, Metazoa, Chordata, Lepidosauria, Squamata, Gekkonidae. Gene Ontology annotation, biological process: regulation of microtubule polymerization or depolymerization; actin crosslink formation; protein localization to microtubule plus-end. Gene Ontology annotation, molecular function: actin filament binding; cytoskeletal adaptor activity; microtubule binding. The coding region runs from base 165 to 3083 and encodes 972 amino acids. Gene Ontology annotation, cellular component: stress fiber; microtubule plus-end; actin filament.
AUCACCGCCCGACCUGAAUCUGGGGAGAAGGGAUCCCAGAGACCGUCACGGAGAUGCAGGUCGAGUCUCAUCUCACGUGUAUGAGUUUCUUGGUGACCUGCAGCUUAAUGUGUGAACUGGGCGCUGGCUGGCUUACACAGUAACACUCCAAGAGAGUAUGCAAGAUGGCUGACCAGAGUAACAUCCAAUCGGCAGCUUCCAAGAGCAUCCGCCCAUUCCGUUCCAGCGAGGAGUAUCUCUACGCCAUGAAAGAGGACCUGGCUGAAUGGCUGAACACCCUCUACGACCUUGAUAUCCAGGUGGAGAACUUCAUGGAUGCUCUGGAGACUGGCUACGACCUCUGCCAGCAUGCAAACAACGUCAACCGCAUAGCUCUGGAGUUCCAACAGCUGCACCCGGAAGCAGCUGCUAGGAUGAAGAUUCCACAGAAGGAGGUCAUCUUCCAGGCAAAAAAUGUGGUGCCUGGCUCGUUCAUUGCCAGGGAUAACAUCUCCAACUUCAUCCAGUGGUGCCGUCAGGAACUAGGCAUCCAGGACGUCCUGAUGUUUGAAACGAAUGACCUGGUGCUGAAGAAGAAUGAGAAGAACUUUGUCCUCUGCCUUCUGGAGGUGGCCAGGAAAGGCUCCAAGUUUGGCAUGCUGGCUCCCAUGCUCAUCCAGAUGGAGGAAGAAAUCGAGGAGGAAAUGAGAGAUCAGGUCACCUAUGGAGAGUUGGAGACUGAGCAGACGAGUGAAGAUCUAGGGCCCCAGUCGCCUGUCUACCCAAGCAGGACUCAGAGAAUAACUUUGUGUGACCUCAAGAAUCUGGAUGAGCUGGUAAGGGAGAUUCUGGGGCACUGCACCUGCCCUUCACAGUUCCCCAUGGUCAAGGUCUCGGAGGGCAAAUACAAAGUGGGAGAUUCCAACGCGCUGAUCUUCGUUCGAGUACUGAGGAGUCACGUAAUGGUACGUGUCGGUGGUGGCUGGGACACUCUGGAGCACUACCUGGACAAACAUGAUCCAUGCCGAUGUAAUUCUCUCUCCCACCGUCUGACUCAGUCACGAGGACUUGCCUUCUCUCCGCAAAAGAUGGCAACUCCAGGCAGCCCCCAAGCCGCCAGCCCCAGCACCCAGCGCCGGGCCGAAGCGAUGAACCUGCACAAGUCCUCUGAACCCCUCCGUGUGGGGGAUAAGCGUCUUGGGGGUGGAGGCGAUGCAAAUCUUGCCAAGGGGAACCGUCCAGGCUACCCAGCGAAAGGAACGGGAGAUUCCGCUGCUCUGAGGCAGGUGUCUGGUGCUGCAUCAACCGUGAGGCACAACGGGCUGCCCAUGAGGUCUGGUCCAUCUGCCCAGAGCUCUGCCAGUCCCUCAAGGGGGACCACAGCCCAGACCCACCGGGACAACUGGGACCCACGGGGCUCCAACACCCUGAGGCCCCCUAGAGCCCGUCGCCUUUCGGGAGACAGCGAUUCCUCAGCAUCAUCAGUGCAAAGCGGCACUCUGCCCAGGAGACGUAAUGAAGAUGGCAGUUUGACGGUCAGGAGGGAGCCUGGGAGGCGGAUCUCUGAAAGAGCUGGUCUGCACGCCAGUGCCAGUCCCAAGAGGCUACCAGACAGUCGCAGCCAAUCACGAGAGCGGGCCAACUUGCCAAGGCCUUCCCCAGGGGCCAAGAGGACUGAUGCAGAAGAUCGGGGCCGUCCCCGGAUGCCUAAUGGGCCUAGCCAGCCAGUGGCCCAGGGCCCUCGCCCAAGAGCCCGCAGCCAGGGGAGGCCUGUUGGGGAACCCGUGCUUCUUAUCAGGCGCGGGAAGGACGGGCAGCACUCCUGGGCACGAGCUGAAGACCCGAAGGAGAACUCGGGAGGCUCUGGCAGAGUCACCCCCAGGACCAAGAGCCCAGCAAGGGGUCACUGUGUUUCCGUAGGUUCCAGGAGUCCAGCACUCACCAGUCGAAGGGGGUCUCUUCCCACCACCAAAGUGACAGACCCCUCAGCCCGAGUACCUCCCUCAGCUUCUGGGCCCCAGAGGCAGCGGCAGCCAUGUCUGGCGGUGCCACGAGUCCCUUCAAGGGAGCGACGGUCCGGGGAGACCUUGCAUGCCCGGCAGCCCUCCGACAGUCUGGGACAAGAGUUGGAGGGACUGACCCAGACCUUUCGCACCCCGCUGCGCCUGGACCCAAGCCAAGAGCAGCAGCUUUACCGGCGGCUGGAAGAGGAGUUUCUGGCCAAUUCCCAAAUGAUGGGCCUGCAGGAGGACGAGGAGCAAGAACAGGUGGAGCCUCUGGGUCGAGGCUGCGAGGGCCCUCGACUCCUGCAGACCACCCCGGACCAAGGAGCUGCUGACUCCGCCUACUGUUCCUCCAGCUCUUCCUCGUCCUCCCUCAACUUCUUCAGCAAGUACGGCUUCCAGGCCGAGCCCAAAGACGAACCCAAGAGGAACCCUGCCUCCCAGAAGGCCUGGGCCUCUGAUAUGGGUGCAGCUCCCUCCGACCUCCACAAUGGCUCUGCUGACACUGCUGACCUCUGGGACUCUCCUGCAACUCUGGAGCGAGCCACGCGCUGGCGGAAGCCGGCCCUGUCCAGUUCCUCCGAUGAGAGCAACUGCUACAUGGGCCUGCAAGAGGUCCAGGAAGGAGUGGAACUUCCCGAGCCCCGAGCAGGCAGUCCAUGGGGCGCUGUGGAACUGAUGGCCUCCGAUGCAGACUCGGAGUAUUUGCCCCACGAAUUUGACGAGGAGCCUCCGGUACGGCCCCUCGACGGGUCCCCGGGAACUCCUCCCCCUGAGGAAGUCGUUCUCAGGCCCAAAUCAUCCCUGAAGAAACCCGACCGUGUGCCUUCCAUCUAUAAGCUCAAGUUGCGUCCCAAGAUCAAGCCCCGCACAGACUCCCAGCCGGACAAGAAGCCGACAAAGAUCCCCACGCCCCUCAGCUACAAGGCCGUGGGGGCCAGCAAAUCCCCAGCGGGGGGCGCCUCGCCCAAGGACAGUCCUUCCAAGCGCCAGGCCGAGCACAGAGCCUGGGCGGCUUUCCAGAACGUGUUCUCCUCCUUUGUGGAGCCUGCCCGGGGCCCAGCAGAGUCGGGGGUGGCCGACGAAGGCACAUGGGCCUAAGGGUCGCUGGAAGAGAGUGGGGCCUGUGCUGGCUUGGCUGUUGCAGCUGCUUCCGUUGCCCCGCCCUUCCCUCCUCCUCCUCCUCCUGCUGCUGCCUUGGGCAUCUUUCCUUUGUGACCUUGACAUUGCUGCUGUUUUGAAAAGCUGGGGGGGUGGCUCUUAUCCUAAAGGUGGUACUUCCGUUUUGUUUGUUUUUUUCCAAAAACUGAGGCUGGAGGACAGCAUGGCUUUUUGAUUUCCUUGUCUGUGAAAUGCUUUUAGGGGUGGGUGGUGGGAGAGUCCGUGAGCACUGGAUCCAUGGAGGGAGGUUGGAGGAGACUCCAGGGACAGCCUGAAAAUCUCUGGGGCUGCAGAUCUCCCCGUGUAAUACUAUUACAAUACUUCACGAAUCUCCCUGUUGUAAUACUAUUGAUUCCCCCCCCCCUUAGCCUUCCGAAUUCAAUAGCACUUUGACUCUCCAAACCUCGCGGCUCUCCUGGUCACGCCCUGUCUCUCCCUGGGGAGAAGGGCCGACCCCCUGGGCUCGUGGGGGACGGGAGUCCUGCAAACCCUUCUUGACGAGGGGAUGAGCGUGCAUGGGAUGGGGGAGGGGCCUGCGGCGAGUGCCUCUCCAAGUAUGCAAGGGGGGGGCUUUAUUAUUAUUUUUUAAAAGGAGCUUCUCUUUUAACGGAUUAUAUUUUUAACGAGACGUGCGUUUUGGAGAGGAGGUUGGGGAGGGGAACGCUGAAGUCUUGCACAUGAAUUUCGCUUCAGCGGGACCCUCUCGACUUCCCGGGAACCCAGGCCAUUAGAGUUUCCCCUCGAUGUACUGUAGGUGUGUUUUAAUAAAUCUAUGCAUAUUUAUAUAAGUAAUAAGGUGGCGCCGCACUUAGUCACGAGUGCUGCCUCCUCUAGAGCGCCCGCCCGCCCGCCAUCCGACCCCACGAAUGUAGCUAACGGAACUGACCUGGGAGCUCUCGAAACCCAGACAGUAAAA